CGGGUGUGGAGAGCAGACUGGGAGCAAAGGUUGUCGUCUUCGCGCUCGGACUUUCGUCGGAGGGGCCGAGACAUCAUGACCGUGGGAGCCAGGCUCCGAAAUAAGGCGGCGAACAGCUUCCAGCUCCGUGGACCCCUAGGACGAGCGCGGACGGAGAGGGAUGAGGACACAGACGCCAUCCUGGAGCACCUGGAGUGCGGGGACGAAGGCGCGGAGAGCGAGGCGGGCGGGCGGCGCGCGGGGGCCCGCAGCGCGCGCAGGGUGCACCUUGCGGUCCUGCCGGAGCGCUACGAGCCGCUGGAGGAGCCCGCGCCGGGCGAGAAGCCCAGGAGGAAGUACCGGCAGAAGCUGAAGAAGUACGGCAAGAAUGUCGGGAAAGUCAUCACCAAAGGAUGUCGCUAUAUAGUCAUCGGCCUGCAAGGAUUCGCAGCAGCCUACUCUGCCCCUUUUGGAGUAGCCACCAGCGUGGUAUCCUUUGUGCGCUAACAAGAGCCACUAGGGUACGCACCACAAGAAGGAAUAGAAGCCUCUGCUCUGGGAACAGUGAGAACCCAGGAGCAUUUCAGACUUGAACUCACAGAAUACUUAGAAGAGAAAAAAUGUCUUUCUUUGUUGAACUGGAAGAGUGUUCUGAUGGGACCAUCCCCGCCAUCUGCUGAGCUUUUGACGUCUCUUGGACAUGGUGGAUCCAGUAGUCAAUCCUGCAGAGAAUUAGGCCGGGUUAGGUUUGGGGAUUAGGAUUAAUUUGCUUCUUGUAAGGGUGAGAGCUUCAUAUGAAGGUGGCAGGGGCAAAGAUGGAGACAGACCCUUGACAGAUUUGAGCAAAUGGUGAUUUUGAGCAGGAAAAACGUGUUGACUGGGAUCAGAGAGUUUGCUAGAUUUGCGCAGAGAGGUCCUGGCUGACCGGGCUGCUCACAGUCCUGGGCUGCCUCUCUUCUGCGAGCAGCAAAAGAGCUGUUUAUUUCUGAAGUUAUUCUCCCCCUAUCUCUUUCCUCCACCACUCUGUCACCAGGAAUUUAAUUACAGGUUUGAGAAGAAGGAAGGAAAAAAAAAAAAAAAACUCUUUAAAUACUGUGAUGCUUUGAAAACCAUGUUCACAGUUGUGUCAUGACUGUUUAAAGUAGGUAAAAACCCAUUGCUGUCACCCGUCUCUGCAUAAAUGUGCAGCUGGCAAUGAGGGAAGGAGGAAGGGCAGUCCAGACACAGACUGGGUGGCUGGGCAGGUAGUCUGAGAGGCUGUACCUGGUCCUGCCCAGGCCAGCUCAGCCACAUGUUUGGAGCUGGCCAGAUUCACCCCCACCCUGCAAAUGUGUGGCUGGCUGGUUGUAGACCUCCUAGCUGCAUCAGGUCCCUCCCGACAGCUGCUCAGCUGCUCCACUGUGCCAGGCCAAUGAAGGGUGCUUUGUCCUGGGACACAGGGGAUGAGGAAAAGAGAGAGGGAGACACAAAACCUGGGAAUGAAAAUGUCGAUUUAAAGAAGAACCCACUAAGUAGGAGACAGGUGUGAAGGAAGUAGAACAGGGUGAGAAGGAUGUUGGAAGAGAACAGUGGAAGUCAGGAGCCAGGUCUGGGUGCUCAGUGGUGGGGAAUCUCAAAAGGGCAGAGCCUUUGGCCCUAAGUAGGGGCAGAGGGAAGUUGGGUGACCAAGGGUGCCAUGGUGGUGCUUAAAACCCCUCUGGGGCCUGUCGUGUGGGUUUGCUUCUAGGAUGCCCAGCACUGUUGUUCUGCUCUGUCUGCAAGAUCAGUGGCAACACAUUGCCCCAAGAGACCUUCGCACUCUUGCCUCACCCAUCCAGCCCAACCAGGAGGUAGAAAAUGCAGGGAGACAGACAGACAGGUGGACAGAAAAAGGCAUGAGUGGAAGAGAAAGUGGUAGCUAUAAAGCUGGACUCAGCUUCUCUUUCUGGAGACUCACGUUGAAGAUAUACCAGGGCCCAAUUCCUGCAUCAUUAAUAUUUGUGAGGAAAAGAGCAAACAAUCUUGUUUUAACCCAAAUGAUGAAAGUGGAUAAUAGCACGUUUCACAAUGUGAGAUUAUUAUAGCUUGACGGGUUAACACUGGCGUGGGAGAAAAGGAGAGACCGACCUAAGUGGAGGAAAAAGCCAGAGCUGAAGGAAAGACAGUCAAGGCCUGUGUGGGUUUUUGGUCACAGGAAGUGAAUGCAGGGGCAUGGAAGUGUGGUCCAAAGAAGAGACCAGGGCUGCUGGGGCCUUUUCUUGCCUGGCAAGUCUGUCCAAGGAAGAGCUCCUCUCCAAAUCCCAAAUUGGAAAAACUGCAAGGUCAAGCAUAUCUGGCCCUGGUUAAGAAUUAACUCAGGAAUGUCAAAAGCUCACAGGUGUUGUCCUGCAAGUCAGGUUCAAGUAUGGACUUCAAACCCUCUCCCAGCCUGUGUGGUCAUUUCCCCUAUAAUGGGCGGGCUCCAGAAUGUUCUCAUAAUCAGUUCUUUGAAUUUAAGAAUUUGCAUUAUGUUGCAAAUUGCCCUUUUGUCUUUUCUUUUUCAUCAGUUUUUUUUAGAAUCAAGCACCACACCCUACAGAGAAUUAAAUUUUAGAGCUUUCCCUUUACUGGCUCACCAAGAGGCUUCUUUUGUAUCCUCUUCUUGUCCUAUGAUGUAAAUAAAAGCCCAGCUUGUUUAUCA
This is a messenger RNA of Sciurus carolinensis (gray squirrel), 2638 nucleotides long. It is a transcript of the gene C12H1orf115, whose product is annotated as chromosome 12 C1orf115 homolog. NCBI's taxonomy places the organism in Eukaryota, Metazoa, Chordata, Mammalia, Rodentia, Sciuridae. Bases 76 to 486 code for a protein of 136 amino acids. The record is from RefSeq and is a predicted model, not a curated record. The transcript has 2 exons.